This is a messenger RNA of Chenopodium quinoa (quinoa), 324 nucleotides long. RefSeq lists its product as uncharacterized. The record is from RefSeq and is a predicted model, not a curated record. The transcript is spliced from 3 exons. NCBI's taxonomy places the organism in Eukaryota, Viridiplantae, Streptophyta, Magnoliopsida, Caryophyllales, Amaranthaceae. Bases 1 to 324 code for a protein of 107 amino acids.
AUGGCAAGAGAACCAUCAAUUCUCAGCCAAGAUGAAGAAAUAUUUGGAUCAGAGGAUUUUUUGAAUGCCAUAGCUCAAAUUGAGAAGGAACUGAUGGAGGCAAGUGAAGCAGAAAAAAAGAAAAUAGGAAAUGAGAAGGAAUAUGAUAUAAGGAAGGCAUUCAGUUUGGGUUGCAACUUAACUCCCCCAACUCCAACAACUGAAGCACAGAUUAAUGUUGCAGCCACAACUUCAACAACAACUGAUGCAAAUGUUUCUUCUAAGCCAGAAGAGGAAAGAGUUGGAGGUUCAAAUUCUGAAGAACCACAAGAUGGAGGAAAUUAA